Molecule: messenger RNA, 2145 nt
Organism: Engraulis encrasicolus (European anchovy)
Lineage: Eukaryota; Metazoa; Chordata; Actinopteri; Clupeiformes; Engraulidae
Product: verrucotoxin subunit beta-like
Exons: 4
Coding region: 25-2145 (706 amino acids)
Molecular function (GO): protein binding
Source: RefSeq, a predicted model, not a curated record
CAGGUGCAGCAUUGUGCAUGAAGAAUGGCAUCGUCUGCUGAGGAUAUCAUAGAGACUGCUGCCCUGGGGAGGCCGUUUACUCUUGGGAUGCUGUACGAUUGCAGAAAGGAUUUCCUUGUUCCAGGUGUUACAUUGUGGGAUAAUGAGGACCUGCGGCAGAAUACUUGUCAAAAAAGACAACAAAACACAGAAUUCAAUAUCACAGCAUCAGACUCCAUUGAUGAGAAGUCAAAUUCAUUGAAUGUAUCUGGAUCUCUGAAACUAAGUCUCCUGGGAGGACUAGUGAAUGUGUCAGGAUCAGCUAAAUACUUCCAGGACACAAAGAAAUCUCAUAAACAACAGCGGCUCACUCUUCAUUACAAAACAACAACAAGAUAUGAAUCCCUAACAAUGUCUCACCUGGGCCGAGGUAAGGUGUCCCAUCCCAACGUGUUUGAAGAUCGCACAGCCACACAUGUUGUCACAGCCAUCUUGUACGGGGCCAGUGCUUACUUCAUGUUUGACAGAGAAUCUUCCAACAACGAAGACAAGAAACAUGUUGAAGGGGAAGCCAAACUGAUGAUGGAUAAGCUGAAAUUCAUCAAAAUAAGUGCAGAGGCAUCUUUUGACAUGGAUGAAAGAGAGAAAUCUGUCGUGGAAAAAUUCAGUUGCACAUUCCACGGAGAUUUCCAUCUUACCAGCAAUCCAUCAUCAUUUAUCGAGGCUAUGAAUGUUUACAGACAACUGCCAAAGUUGCUUGGAGAGAAUGGAGAGCAUGCUUUUCCAGUCAGGGUGUGGAUGUACCCUCUGGUGAAGCUGGACUCAACAGCUGCAAAACUACAAAGAGAAAUCAGCAACAGCCUCAUCACAUACUCAUCAGGAGUGAUAGAGGACUUCAACGAGACAGAGAUGAGAUGCAAUGACCUGCUGAAGGACACAGCAGCAACAACCUUCUCUGCCAUGAAGGAGAAGCUUCAGACCUUCAUGCAAAACUGCCGUCACUACAAGGUGGAGUUUGUGCAGAAGCUUGGGUCAGUGCUUCCUUCUAUCCGAGGGGGUGUACAAGAGGAGAGAGACCUUGCAGACAUCCUUAAAGCACAUGAGAAAUCUCCAUUCAACAGCAAAUACCUGGAUCAGUGGCUUACCAAGAAAGAAAAGGAAUCAGAAACAAUAAAUUCCUUCCUCAAGCAGCUAGAGAAACUGGGUGCAAAAUUAGAUGACAACUUGGAUGGUUUGUUAUCUGAUUUAGACAUCACAAAUAUUGUGAGCUUCACAUUUACCUCCAUAGACCAGCCUGAUAGCAGCCUCGUGAAGCAAUCACAUUUCCUUUCUCCAGCCGGAAUGAUGAAUGUAUGUCCAGAGUCUGAUACUCUACAGAACAGAAAUACAGAUUGGAUCUCUGCUGAUACAAGACAAAAGAUGAGGAAACAGUUACAACUGUUUAAGCAUUUGAAGGAGCAGUUGGACAGCAGUGAUGACACCAAAUUCAUAGUGUCAUCCAAACAUGAUGAGCGUUACCUUGGAGCCUUUAUAUUCAUAUAUGAAGAGGGGAGUGAUAAGCCUGUCCCCUUCAUUCCUCCGUCAAAACCUGCCCCUCCAACCACCUCUGAUGUAUCAUCUGACAGAUUCACAGUUGGGGUAUCAGACCCAGACUCUGCCACUGUAGAGUUCCAAGUAGAAUUCAAAAGGAACCAGGAAGCAGAAUGGACGUCUCACUCAGUGGAGAAGAAACAGAAGACAGUGACUCUGUCAGGACUGAAGCCAGACACUAAAUAUGAGAUCAGAGUCACAGCUGUGGAUCCUUUGUCAACUCCGAACUACAUUGACCUGAUGAUCCAGUCAGAGGAACAGGAGGCCAGUCCUGGAUACAAGGAGCGAAUAAGAGAGUUAAAGGAAGUCAGGAAAGGAGCUGCCAUAGUGGAGAAAAUGGCAGAGAAAGUCAGGCUCAUAUGCUUUGUGACGAUGGCCAGCGUGGACAAGUACAUGUCCAUUGUCCAUGCCGUGAAGAUGUACUCGAGGAAGAAGCCUUGGGUGGUACAGGCCAGCUGCCUGACCGUGUGGCUUGUCACUCUCAUCCUCUCCAUCCCCGACUGGCUCUACCUCACAGCUGAUUACGAUUACAGAAGAGGAAUGGAAGAGGAAAGAAUAUGCAUAGUGACUUUUUGA